CCGACUCUGCCGUGCGGGGUGGUGCGGAGCAGCUGAGUGUGCCUUGCGUAGGGCGAGAUGUUGUUUUGUUGUGGCGAUCAGCUGAAUGUGGCAUCGCUGUCCGGUCUGACACUACAGCGGGGAGACCCCCGCCUUCCUCCGGCUCUUCCUGCCCACGACCGCGCUGCGCCCCGAGAGCGGCUCCAUCCAGCACAUCACAAUCCAGGAAAUGCGCACGUCUGGCCCUUUCACUGCAGCGCCCGGACUUUAGCGAGCUGACCCCUCAGAAGUUGAACAUCUGGCAGUCUUGACAACCAACGGAGAAGAUGCAAAGAAGACCAUGGGAGAGUUGUUAGGAUGGCUGAGGCAGAACAGAAGCAGAGCUGCUUUGUGAAUGGAUAUGAUCCAUGCUUAUCUGCAUCUAUGCAGUUCUUGGGCACCUUUUAAUGAUGUCUCAUUUGGUCCUCUUGAAUAACUUUUGGCCCACAUUGAGGAAGGCCCUCCAUUUUCAUUUACAACCCACACUGUUGAUGUUUCCCUGCCUCUGCCCAAUCUGCUAGCUAGCAGUUAGCCCCAUGAGGCUCCAAGAGCCCUUCCUUGUGUGUCAGUGAGGCCUCCUCUCCACUCUAUGGAGGCUGAGCCCAGCCGUCCAGCUGAUGGGCAGCGCUCUGGAAGGCAAGAGCAGCAGCAUGUGACAACUGAAUCCCCACUUGGAUCUUGUCCACCUCAGCAGCCCCAGCAGCCUCCUAAUCCUCGUCCUGUACACAGAGCCUUGGGACGUCUGCAAAAUCGCCAGCCCAGACGCACUGACCUUCUGCUUCGGUUGCAGCAGCAGCAAGCAGUAGCAUGGCAGCAUUCAGACAACCCAGGUCCCUCAGGAGGCAGCUUCUUCUCUCCAGCUUCCCCGUCCACCUCAUUCGUCCCCAGCCAGGGUGAGCAUGGCCAUGGGGCCCCAUCUCAUUCCAGCCAAGAGGGUGUAGAGGGGGUCAGCUCACCCAGAAAAGGAGAGAAGAAACCCCCAAAACCAGGGAAAUAUGUGUGCUCUUACUGUGGCCGUCCAUGUGCCAAGCCAAGUGUUCUUCAGAAACACAUUCGCUCCCAUACUGGAGAAAGACCCUAUCCUUGUGCCCCCUGUGGAUUUUCUUUCAAGACCAAGAGUAAUCUGUACAAACACCGUAAGUCCCAUGCCCAUCGCAUUAAAGCAGGAUUGGCAUCCAGUCGUGAUGAGCCCAGUUUGAGUGGACCAGAGGGCAGUGGCGUUGGUGAAGACCCAGAGGAGCACACAGAGGGAGAAAGCACUGAGUCUGAGGAAGAGACAGGACAACACACUAAAACCUCUGUCAAGGAGAUGUUGGGCCAGCAGAGUCAAGGUGGUAAAGAGGUCCUUGCAGGCUCAGAGGAGAGUCAGAGGCCUGAAGACUCCCAGGCUGUCAAGCAAAGGUUGGCACUGAGGCUUAGUGAAAGGAAACGUGGACCCAUGGCUUCUCCAGAUGACCCUCCCUCUUCCCUCUCCACCUCAUCUUCUUCUCUAGGCCCUGGCAGUAAAGGCAGCACAGAGUCUGGCUACUUUUCUGGAUCAGGUAGCACUGAACUGUCUCAAGUUAGCCCCCCCAGUGCCAGUGCCAAAACCUAUGCAGAAAUUAUUCUGGGGAAAUAUGGAAGGCUGGGAGGACAGCAGCGCAGUCCGCAUCAGCAGCAGCCUCAUUCUUCACUUUCCUCAUCAUCAGGAAUGGAGGAAAAGAACAUUCCUUUCACUGUACAAAAAACCCAAGUAAUAGAACACAUUACAAAGCUCAUCACUAUCAAUGAAGCAGUAGUAGACACCAGUGAAAUUGAUAGUGUAAAGCCACGGCGCUCCUCUCUGUCUAGGAAGAGCAGUAUGGAAUCACCUAAAUUUAGUGCCCCUAAAGAUCCCUACACAUUUGAUCCCAAAGGAGAAAUUGCUGGUCCAAGUGGUUUGAGGCAACUCCACAAUCCUGAGGCAGAGCCACUAGAUACAGAGGAGCUGUCAUCUAUACCUCUGCUUCGAAGCCACUCAAUGCCAUCAUCUACUAGCCAAGGAGAGCCUUCCACCUCUAGCACCAUGUCUCCCAGAGGUUAUCGUCUCAGCCAGUCAUUCGAUGAGCAACAAGCAGUGGUAGCAGAGAUGAGGGCCGGCCAUACUCAGCGUAUGCUGAAGCGCCAGCCUGCCAUAGAAGUCCCACUGGGAGCUGAGGUAAUGCUGGAGGAAGUCGGUCCAUCCACCUCCUCCUCCUCAGCCAGAGGCACUGAACUAGCCAGGCAGCUGCAACAACAGCAAAAAAGUCCCAGCCCAUUUGAAUGUGAAGCAUGCAGGGCCCACUUCCAACAUAGCGAUAGCUAUGAGGCCCACAGAGGCAUCUGCCCAGGGCAGCAAACAUUGGAGCAGGAGAGCAGGGAUGUGAGAAAAACAUCCCGGGAGGACCGUCCCCCGAUGAUGAUGCACUAUAAGUUUCGGGCACUGGCCAUGGCUGUGAGGAAGAGGAGGAAAGAGGAGAGCCUAGAGGAGGACCCUGCCAGCCCUGGAUCAGUAUCCACGUCAGGUAGCUCGACAGGCCAUGUUCCAGUGCCAAGCAGAACGGAGCACAACCAGGCCCUCUCAGGUUUGUCUUUACAGUCAGAGCCGAAAGAACAGCAGCAACAGGACAGGAAGGGAGUGUCUGUCAUCCAGCACACAAGCUCCUUUGAGAAGCAGGAAAGUAUAUCUAUGGAAAGUCAGGAACCAGACCACAGAAAGUGUCAGCAAACACAGCAACCCGAGCCAAAACCAUCACCCUCCACAUCUCGCCUCAUCCGUCAGCCAAACAUCCAAGUGCCAGAGAUUCUUGUUACUGUGGAGCCUGAUGCUGACAUGCCAUCUGUCUCAUCUCCAACAUCCUCAUCCAAGGAGGUGGAGAGAAUUGAGGAGUUCCAAUGGCCUCAGCGUAGCCAGACUCUAGCCCAGCUCCCUGCAGAGAAACUGCCACCAAAGAAGAAAAGACUCCGUCUGGCAGAAGCAGCCCAGUCCUCUGGAGAGUCUAGCUUUGAAUCUGCGUCUCUGUCCCGCAGCCCCAGUCAGGAAAGCAACAUUUCCCACACUUCAAGCCUUUCUGCCUCUUUUGAGGACACAGCAAGAUCAGAGCCUGUUGUCUGGGCUGUCGGUAACCAAAGCUCCCAGAUGUUAAUGGUGCCACCUGCUUCACAUCAACACCACCAAAGCCACAAGGAGAUGAGGCGCUCAGCUUCAGAGCAGGCACCGGCCAGCCCUCUGCAAACAGAGCAGAUCUCAGAGACCAGAAGUAAGUCCUUUGACUAUGGGUCUCUAUCCCCUCAGCAGUCUACAUCUGCCUGGAAAGAAAAGAGAAAGUGUCUGCUUGUAAAGCAUGCCACAUUAGGGGAGCCUGAACAGGAGGAAGGGGCCAGCACAAGUCAUGCAUACAGAGCAGAGAGUCCAAAGCCUGGGCCUUCUCAUUCCAUCCUUCCUCCUCGGUGUUCCAUUGAGCCACGCACCCAAUUCAGCCUGGAAGCCACAGGGAAGGCAUUGCAGAUGUUACAGCCACAAAUCAUCCCACCCCCUCAGGAUGUGCUCCCUUUGAAACCCAGAGGCCAACAAUCAUUCCCUGCAGGAUCACUAUCCCAGCUACUCCCCGUCACCACAACCAUCUCUGAAGCGCUGUCCACUCAGCUCAUCCACAGAGCCUUCUUACACCCUCAGUCAGGACCUCCACAUACACAGACACACCCAGCACAGAUCCACAUGGUAGAACAGUUGGGUGUACCAUUCCGUCAUCUUCCAGCUUUAGUUCCUCUUCAGUUCUCUUCCAGCACCAGCGCUAGUCUGUCUCUGUGCUUGCCUGUUCCUCCAAGACUUAGCACACAUGUUCCUUCCCCUCCGAUCGCAGACAGCAGAUCCUCCAUCUCCUCUAUGUCUUCUGACCUUCCCCAUCCCUCGCUUUUAACAAUUCCCUACCACCACCCACGGCCUGUCAUCACCACAUGCUUGGCACAGCUCACACCAGUAGCGUCACUUGUGGUUCCAGUUCGCCUCCAGACACACAUCCCUACCUAUGCCAGUGCCAUGUAUACCACCCUGUCUCAGAUCCAGGCCUGCACACGAUCACAGGAACCCAUUUCCUGCACAGCUAUGGUCAUCAUGGGCCAAACUGAAAGGGAAAAGCUGCAAAGUUCAUACUUGAAGGUCCCUUCUCCAGACAUCAUUCUCCCCCUGUGUCUGCCUUCAGAGUUGCCCUCUGGAUCUGGGGAGGCAUAUGGUCCACUGGGUGCCGGAGGAAGUAAACGGAUGCUUUCCCCUGCAGCCAGUCUGGAGCUCAGCACAGAGGCUCAACGUCACCUGAAAAGGGUAAAAGAGGAAGAGGAAGGGGAGCAAUGUAGGGAAGGAGAGGAGGAACAGGAGGAGGGGGAUGCUGAACAGAGCGUAGAGGUGACAGCUGUGAAAGAGGAGAGGGAGCAGGAGAAAAAGCGAGAGAAGGAACAAUCUGGGAGCGUAGAGGUGACCGCUGUGAAAGAGGAGAGGGAGCAGGAGAAAAAGUCAAGGCAACAUAACAGGGAGGAAAAGGAAAAGGGGGAGAAGGAGUCAACAGUGAAGACCAGUCAAAAAAAAGAAGAGGUGCCAUUUGUGGAAGGGGGGGUUGAGAGAUUAAGCGUCCCUACAUUCCCGAGCCUUCACACCUCCACCUUAGUCAACUGGUGCUACCUGAAUUAUGUCAAACCCAACCCAUCCACACAGAGGGACCCCCACACUUCAGUUUAUUCUACCUGGAGUGUAAGUGCUCACAACCCCAACUUGCCAGGACUCAGCACUAAAAUGGUCUUGUCUCUACUGUGCUCCAAACAAAAGCACAGCACAGAGACGUACACCAUGGCCACAGCCUCAAACCCGGCCAAGAACAAGCUGCCCACUGUCAGUAGCAGGACUCCACAUGUGUCAGAGGUACAUGCCACCCCAACCAGCACCCUCACUGAAGUAAGGGAUCAGCAGCAACAGCACGAGAAGGAGGAACAUAAAGAGAUGAAAGAGGAGGAAGGACCCUCCACUUCCAAAAAGGGCGAGCCUUCUCGUGUUCGUAUUUUCGAAGGCGGGUACAAGUCCAACGAAGAGUAUACUUAUGUGCGAGGUCGUGGCAGGGGAAAGUACAUAUGUGGAGAAUGUGGCAUCCGCUGUAAGAAGCCCAGCAUGCUGAAAAAGCACAUCCGCACACACACAGAUGUCCGUCCAUACAUUUGCAAACACUGCAAUUUUGCCUUCAAAACCAAAGGAAACCUUACUAAACACAUGAAGUCCAAGGCUCAUGGGAAAAAAUGUCAGGCAAUGGGAGUAUCUGAGUCAUCACUGGAUGAGCCAGAGAGCGAGGAAACAGGAGGAAGUGAUGAACGUGUGUGUGGCUCAGAGGAACAGGAGGAGCAUCAGUUUUCCGACGUGGAAGACUCUGAGGAUGAUGAUGAGGAUGACGAUGAUGAGGAAGAAGAGUCCAUAUCCCAUGACGACGUACCCUCUUCCUGUUCGUCAGACACCCACCUAUCUACUGGAGGGCACUCCACCAGCUGUAGGCAGUCUCAACAGGGUACCCCCGAACCAGAGCCCCCUUCAGGCCCCAGUCCUGGUCAGGAGCACUCCCCGAGGGGAGUGUGGCUCAGCAGACGACCCGCCUCUCCGGGCAGCAGGAGAGCACUUUACUCCCGGCGGGGUUGGAAGGCAUCACCAAGAGCCUUCUCCCCCAGCAGCGAGAGCUGCUCCCCCAGCCGCAGCCUCUCCCCCCGCCUAGAGCUGUCCUCACCCAUCCACAGCCUCUCCCCCAGGACUGACCUGUCCUCACCCAGCCGACACGUCUCACCUUCCCCUGAGAGAGGACCUUCUCCCAUUAGACCUAUUUCUCCACUUCAUACCAUUUCACCCACCUGCUACCAAUCAUCACUAGCUUGGACGGCUCCCUUACCGCUUGGAUUGCAGCACAGGACAACUGGAUACCUGCCUUGGGAGAGUCCCAGUACAAAGGGUAGUCAUGUCAGACUGGAGAAAAGACGUACAGCAGCUGGUGAAGGACCAACAAUGCCAGAAACCAGCUUGUUUCCUGCUGCUUUUCGUCUCUCUGCAUGUGAAGGUUAUCCUGGCCACCCAGCAGCAGAUAACAUAUUCAGCCAUCUUCCCAUGCACUCCCAACAAGCCAAGGUCCCUUAUCUGAUGAUCUCCAUUGGAGGAAUCCAAAUGGUACAGGCCAGAACCAGGUCCCACCCUACCACCCCCUCAUCCCCAACAUCUCCCCCCUUAGAGGGGCCAUCAACGGCCAGAUUUGAAUUACACUGGGGUGGAACACCCCAAACUCAAGGGCUUAGGACUCCUGGAGACCACUGGUCAGAGCACCAGGCUGCAGGAACCAGCCAGUCUGGGCGGUGCAGUCUCAGCACAGCUCCACCAUGUUCCAAACUGGAGUUGGAGACCACAGACUCAAAGCAAUAUGGCAGCUCACAUAGCGCCGACCACACUUGCAGGUCUGCCACUGAGACCAGUGAAUGCUCCUUCAGAGACAGCCGUUUGAGAGCAACCCUCAGUCGAGCAGCCCCUGUAGCCUCACGUCUCAUUGGACAGCAGCAGGAGAGGGAGGAGCCACCAUCGAGUAGUGAUCUGGUGGAGGGUGGAGCUAAGGAAGACUCGUCCAGAACAGACCAGAGCACUUAACAGUGUCUACAACUUGAUGCGUCGUGCAUCCCAUUUUGCUUUAUUGGUUGCUACACUAGUCUCGUUUUUUAUUGCUUUGUUUUUAUACAGUUUUCAAUACUAUUGUUAACUUAAUCGUUUGUUCCUUGGCAACAUUCAGGUUUGUUAUAAAAAUGCACUUUUUCCUUUGUGACAAUGUUUCAGCGAAUCUCUCUAUAUAAGUGUAUACGUUUUUCCAGUUGUUAUUGAAAUUUACAUAGUGUCUCAGUUUUUCUGAAAUCAAAGCAAAGAACAAAUUAAUAUAGAUUUUUAAAAAGGAAUCACCGUUUCUUAACUCCUAGAUUUAAUUUAAUAUAAAGUUUUGACUCAUUCAGCAGCUGAGCCCACUUGUGGACUUCUUUCUGCGAAGGAAAGUGAAAUAUUGUUCAGAAACACUGUCCCAAUGCUGUUGCUGGAGUUCCCAAAAAUGGGGCUGCACUAGGUUACUUUGCUUCACCUUCUGUCCAGUUCAUCAUAAACCAGCUCAUAUUGAUGUAAAUCUGGAGACUGUACCGCUCUUCCAUCGUCUGCUUCUUCCCUUCUCAUGUUUUGGCUCUUUAUCUUUCUGUUGGAUGAAACAUUUUAUGUCACCAUUCUGGUGACAGAGGGUGUAGUAACACAGUUUGUUUCAACACUGCAUAUCCAAAGACCUAAGAUCUGGAAGUUCUUAAUCAACAAAGUGAUGGAAUUUGUUUAUUUAAUACGAAAAAUUUCGAUUAUAACUGGAAAAAAAUGACACAUGUUUGAUAUGACAUUCACAUAUAUACAAACACGGUAUAUUAAUAUAUAUAUAUAUAUAUAUAUAUAUAUACAUAUAUAUAUCUCCUGUAUCUCUAUUGAUACGGGUAAUAUUAAUGUCUGUUUAAAUAUAUUAUAAAGGAACAUUAAUGAAUUUGUAAAUGACCAAAAUCUAAAAUGAAAAAUUAUUCCAUUUUUGUUUUUGUCCAGUAUUACUCAAACUAAAGUUACUUGUGCCUUUUCUGUCCAGGUUUGCUUUUUGAGAUGUACAGUACAGAUAGACAAAGAGAAGGCUGUGAAAUUUUAUAUCUGCUAUUUGCAUUGUUGUUUAAGGAGGCUUAAUAUUUGGUGUUUUAAAUGAUUCUGUUUUAAAGGCCAUUGCUUUAAUGCCAGGGUAACCAAGAAUCACAGAGUAGAAAUAUUGAAGGAGAGUCAAAGAAAAUGCACUGAAGAUCUAUUUUUUAUGACAAAAGAUUUUAGACUAAAAUAUAUCUCUGUACAGGGAAGAGUGCUCUUUAUUUAUUGUUUUUUUUUUUUUAUGAUGAUGAUAAUAAUCAUUGUUUUAAGGUUGUUGUUUUUUUUUGUUUUUGUUUUUUUUACUUUUUUGUUAUUGGAAAGAUUACUUUGUUACAUUAUGUGUGUUUUUUUUUUCUCCCAUGAUUCUCUCGUGACUUGAACUGGUGACAAAGAUGAGACUGAGUGGCUCGUAUUGAAGGAUCAAGUGCCCUGCAGAUUUCACACACAGCAACAUUUCUAGUCACUGAGGAAAUAAAAAAAAGAAGCACCAGA
Molecule: messenger RNA, 8215 nt
Organism: Solea solea (common sole)
Lineage: Eukaryota; Metazoa; Chordata; Actinopteri; Pleuronectiformes; Soleidae
Gene: hivep3b
Product: transcription factor HIVEP3
Exons: 9
Coding region: 608-6670 (2020 amino acids)
Biological process (GO): regulation of transcription by RNA polymerase II
Cellular component (GO): nucleus
Molecular function (GO): RNA polymerase II cis-regulatory region sequence-specific DNA binding; DNA-binding transcription factor activity, RNA polymerase II-specific
Source: RefSeq, a predicted model, not a curated record